CUUCCCAGAAAAUUAGUGGGCGUGAGGCACGUUCAAGCACUGCUGCUAUGCGUCACCCACCUGCUGAUCUUCAGCUUGCGCACCGACAUGUCGAUGGGGGUCGUUGUCAUGGCCAACAACACGGUUGGCAACCCUAACAUCAAGGGAGAAUACUCAACAAUCAAAGACUUGGGAAUGGCUUUGAUUAUUUUGUCCAAAGGACUACGGCUGGAGCCAAUCCGAGACGAGCACCAUCCUGAGCGCCUUCUUCUGGGGCUAUGUGGUGACGCUGGCGCCAGCCGGCUGGGCGGCGGACAGGUUCAACUCGAAAAACUUGUUGUCGGCCUCGCUCGUCCUCUCCGGUAUCCUUACCAUGCUCACAGAGGUGGCUGCAGACACUGGCGGCGUGGUGCUAGUGUGUGCGUUCAGAGUAGUCAUGGGUCUCUCUCAGGCGAUCAGCUGGGCACAGUAAUAGCAAUGAUGACAUCAGGAGCAAUAGCUCAGAGCGCCGUUGGGUGGCCAUUUAUCUUCUACUUCUUUGGUGGACUUGCCAUCCUUUGGGGAGUGAUCUUAUUCUGGUUUGGAGGGAAUACCCCAUUUGAACACAAGCACAUUUCUAGAGCGGAACUUGCUUAUAUUGAAGAGUCUUGCAAGGAUGUCUCACGUGAACAUAAGAAGUUUCCAACGCCGUGGGCAUCGAUUUUCACAUCACUACCCGUAUUUGCUCUCAUAGUAGCCACUAUGACACAGAACUGGGGAUUCGACACGCUUUUCACAGAAUCACCAACGUAUUUCAGUAAUGUUCUUGGAUUUGACAUUGCUUCUAACGGGUUACUUUCUGCACUGCCGUACAUCGCUAACAUUGUGCUGAGUGUUGCCUGCAGCUGGAUCGUCAACAGCGUAGAGAAGAAGCAAAUCCUCAGCAGGGGGGCCUUAAGGAAGGUGAUCAACUCCAUUGGUUACUGGUUUCCAGCAGCGACUUUAGUAGCCCUCGGCUUCAUCCCAGUGGGGGACCCAACAGCACCUGUGAUCUUGCUGACUGUCACCAUCGGUGUCAAUGGUGUCGCCGUCAUGGGUUACACGAUGAACCUUAUCGACAUCGCACCGAACUUCUCUGGCCUGAUGAUGGGUAUUACUGAUUGUAUCGGGACACUGACAUCCGUCGCUGGACCACUUUAUGUGGGGGCUAUAGUCAAGGAGAACACCAUUGAAGAGUGGAGAAUUGUGUUCCUCACUGCAGCCGGAAUGUUCUUUGUGGGCAAUCUGGUUUUCGUUAUUUUCGCUGACGGCGAAGUUCAACCUUGGAACGACCCUAACUAUUCGAGAGGAAAGAAAACAGAAACUACAGGAAUGGUUGCUGCGUGAGCCAGCUUAUGUGACGCCAGUAGUUACAUGGAAUAUAGUGAGCGAUACAGAACACUUCGUCACACGUGUCUGAAACACAAGGUUUUUCUUCAUAAAACUUUGUACAUAAAGAAGACACAGGAAAGUAAAACUCUGCAAAACAUACGCCUUUUCUGGAGCUUGAAUAACAUACUAACUUCGCUUUGAAGAAACAUAUUUCAUUUUAUUCUAUACCAAAUGUAUAUAUUCUAACUAAAAUGUAGCAUUUACAUCAUAAUAUAUGAACUACUACUCACACAACAGAAUGUUGACAGUUAUGAUACACGAGAAGUGACUAUGAAACUAUAACUUAAUCUAGCUCAACAUGAAGUAUUUUCAGACAUUCUUGUGAAUUAUCUGAAAAAUCUUGAUGAAUAAGGACGCAAUUUAUUCGAGACGAAGAGAUCUGAGGAGUCCAAAAUUAUACCUGUGUAAGCCAGAGACAAAUGUAUUGCUUUAAUAUGGCUUCAGUUUUGAGAAGCGUCUCUCCAGAAGCCGUGAUAAGUUUAGUGCUUAUUAUACCUAUGUAAGUUUUUCUGUGAUAUAAAAAAUUAAUAUAACAGAAACGUCUUUCUAUGCAAUGUCUCUGUUGCAUACAAUAUUAUUCUGUAAAGGCUUCACAUUAAUAUUAAGUCAAAACAAUUGAGUAUAACCGUAGAGACUUGAAUAUUUUUGAUUCUACAUCGGAAACAGCAUUAUGAUGGCGUGUUAAUAAUGCGCAUAACCUGUUCAUUCGUUCAGACAUGAAUUCAUUCGUUCAUUCAUUCAUUGUAGUCCAUACAUCGCAUCAUCAAGGAGCGUCAUAUGCAUGAACCGAGAAACUCUCUCCAACUCCAAUUUUGUGGAUUGUAUUAAAGAUUAACUAUCAUUAAACUCCUUUGUUUUGUGCAUGUUUACAUAGU
Schistocerca gregaria is the source of this 2264-nucleotide messenger RNA. RefSeq names its product vesicular glutamate transporter 2.2-like. Gene Ontology annotation, molecular function: transmembrane transporter activity. Gene Ontology annotation, cellular component: plasma membrane. The record is from RefSeq and is a predicted model, not a curated record. The transcript is spliced from 9 exons. The annotation marks the transcript as partial. Gene Ontology annotation, biological process: monoatomic anion transport; transmembrane transport. NCBI's taxonomy places the organism in Eukaryota, Metazoa, Arthropoda, Insecta, Orthoptera, Acrididae.